This is a messenger RNA of Nothobranchius furzeri (turquoise killifish), 4220 nucleotides long. Its product is annotated as zinc finger protein 385C. Lineage: Eukaryota; Metazoa; Chordata; Actinopteri; Cyprinodontiformes; Nothobranchiidae. The record is from RefSeq and is a predicted model, not a curated record. Gene Ontology annotation, cellular component: nucleus. Gene Ontology annotation, molecular function: nucleic acid binding; zinc ion binding.
GACCAUGGGUGAGGGUAGGAGCAUAGAACAACCAGUUACACAUAUCAAAAAAAAAAUUUAUGAAAUAUCUGCUAAACAUGUUUUUUUUAUAAAUGUGGCACAUUUUAACUUGCAUAUAAACAGCUAACCCUAACCCUUCUCAAAAGUUGGACAAUCCUAAUAUAACAUUAAAGUAAUGAAAUGUUUCAUGAGGAUUGAUCAUGAAUGUUUCUGGUUGAGUUUUUCCUUAUUUUCCCAGAAUGGGCCACCACAAACAAAUAACCUAACAGAGUCAUGGCCUCAUGAAUACCUUGAAAAUAAAACUUAAGAUGCUUUCAGCUAAACUCGGGUCAUAAAAGAAAUUUGUUUUAUUGCUGUAAUAUUUAUUUCAAAUACAAAUUUUUUAUUCUUUGGUAUUUCUCUUUGAGAAAAAAGCUAAAAAUGACUUGAUUUACUUAUUGUGGGCAACAGCAAUCAGAAACAGGAUGUUGUCACGUGUUUAUUUCACUGUGACCUGAACCACUGAGCUCAGCAUAUACAUUUAUAGAGUUUAUUCCUGUUCAUGACAAACAGCAGCUGCACUUUGAGAAGAAUCGAAACAGAUUAAUAAAAGACACCUAUUGUUGAGGAGCAUGCCAGAGAGGAAAUGGCACUAGAUUGUCCUUUAGGGAGCAUGCAGGUGUGGACUCUGAAUAGGAAAACCUGGCUGAGAAGAUGGAGCAGUAGAAGAAGAUAAAGGAGGGAGAGAUGUUGCACAUUGGCGUUAACAGCCAGUGUUCUGCCUCUCUUUCUCUCUCUCCCUCGCUCAGCUCCCUGCUUCUUCACUCUGCCCUGCCUAAACACACAGAAAAAUACACACUUGCUCUUCAGGCGCUCGCAGCUCCGUUUGAUUUCCAGUCUGCCCCGCAGUUUCUUUCUCUUCUCUUGUAAAGGACAGAGUUGAUCAGCAGAGCAUGACACUUUUAAUGGAAGCUGGUGUGAAUCGACCUUUUGCAGCGGCAGUUCGGAUGGCGGCUGAGAUGUGCCGUUGACCCCAGAGAAGACUUCAAUUUUCCCUUAAUCAGAAGAUCUCAGGGAAGAUAAAGCAGAUACAGAGAAGAAACGGAGAGGGGUUCUCCUGAAGGAGACGCUUUGAUUGCUUUGUUAACUUCUUUGAUCUGGAAUCAGCUGACAGAGUGAAACACGUGGAGAUGCUGCUAGGUGCACUGACCCAGAACCAGGUCCACCCGCUCCUCAGGUCUCUGCCGCUGCCGGGUCGGCCCCUUCCGUCACAGACUCAUCCUCAGCUAGAGCACUUCCUGCCUCUCAGGGUCAACGGAUCCUCACCGCUCAGCCUCUUCCCCAAUUUCAACACCAUGGACCCGGUUCAGAAAGCGGUGAUCAACCACACCUUUGGCGUGAGUCAGACAAAGAAGAAACCCAUCAUAUCGUGUAACAUCUGUCACCUUCGCUUCAACUCCACUACCCAGGCAGAGGCCCACUACAAAGGUCACAGGCAUGCUCGAAAGCUAAAGGCCUUAGAGAAUCAGAAGAACCGCCAGAAGAACGGACACGGCCAGUCCUCGGAGGGAAAAGAUGGAGACAGAGAGGACAAUCUGAUGGGAGGAGCAACAGCACCAGACUUGCAGCUGAAAGACAAAACAGACUCCAGCACUUCAUCCCACACAGCACAACAGCAUCCUGAAAACACCCAGGAGUGCUCAGCAACAGCCCUGCCUUCAUCCACAGACUCCUCACCACUCCCCCUGGCUCACCAGACUCCACAAAUCUCCUCAGAAUCUGAGCUUUCUGAUCCACCUUCAAGCAGUCCUCAUGCAGAUGUGUGCAGCCCAGACUCUGCUUCAGCACCACACUCUGACAUCCAAGGAAGCUCCACAGGAGGAGAGGAGGAGGAGACUGGGAAGGAGGCCAGGGAAAACAAAAAGCAUCUUCACUGUCCAACCUGCAAAGUGACAGUCAAUUCUAGCUCCCAGCUAGAGUCUCACUGUAGUGGGUCGAAGCACAAACAGAUGCUAGACGGUCAGCACAGCCAUCGUUCACACCGCAGAGUCAAAUCGGGAUCAUCUCAGAGGCCAAAAAGCCGAAUUAAACAGCAAAUCAGGAGCAAGAGCAGAGCGGUGGUCGGUGUGACCAAUCAGGCCUUUCACUGUGAGCUGUGCCAAGUGUCUGUUAACUCAGAAACACAGCUGAAGCAGCACAUGAACAGCAGGAGACACAAAGAGCGUUUGGCGGGGAAGCCUGUGAAGACUAAGUUCACCCCCUACAAUAAACUACACCCCAGUGUUAUCUUUGCGACCAAACUGGCCCUGCAGAAGCAGCUAUCCAAAGCCCUGCCGGCAGGGCUCCUGACCAGCCCACUCAAUCCAGCCGCUUUGUGCACCAUGACAUCUGGACCUUUGGCUCUACGUCUGCCUCCAGGACCUGCCGCCAUUAUCCAGGGACCCCUCAUCAGCCCCACCCUCUUCAGGCCUGCACCUGGACCUCUGAGGGCCACACACACACCUAUUAUCUUCUCUCCUUAUUAGCAACAAGCACAAUGGACUUAGAGUUGUGGACCUAACCCAGCCAAAGCUGGACUAGCAGAAAUCACUGACCCAACCUGCCAUGGACCAUCCAGCUUUGCCUGAGGGACACCAAACUGCUGCAGUCAGAGUGAGAGCAGCAUGAGGAGUUUAACUGAGAUGUUCGAUCCUCUGGUUUGGAUGGAGAUUUCAGCUCUGACUGAGCAGUGUGUCAACCUUUAAAACGUAAGAGUCAUCUCUCAGCUGUUUCCUGUCGAAAGACACUUGAGUGCUUGAUCCCCAGGAUCUGGACCUCUCUACAAGCCAUAAUGAUGUUCAUCUUUUAGGUUUUUAUAUUAUAAUAAUUCACUAGGAUGUUUAAAGGCUUAAGAACAUAUUUUAAAUUCAUUUAGAGCUUUCUAGUCAAACUCUAGGAGGACUUUUUUUAAUUUAUUUUAAUUUUCACAAAUAAAUCAGAAGCAAGAAACUGCAUUAAAACUGGUUAACAUAAAAUAUGUCAAAAUGUUUUAAAAAGAGACAAUAAAGAUCAAUUUAGCACCUCUGAAAAUAUUUGAAUCUCAGCAAAGUUGUAUCUUUACCAACAUCAUCUGAUCUGCAUUUUUAUAUAUAUAUCCACAAUUUUGUGUUUGUCAUUGUCUUCUGUGUUACAGGGUGACAAUCAACCACCACUCUGAUGUAAACAGAUAAAUAUUUGACUAAAUAAGAUAGAGAGCAUUUAAUGUGUUAAACUAUGUGGUUUAUGACAAAGUUAUUUAUUCCAAACCUACAUUUAUUUGACAGGAGCUGUUAAUUUUCUGCCUGCUGCAUUAAUAGGAUGUUACACUUUAGGUCACCCUGUUUAAUACAUCAUUUAUAGUUAGCCUUUAAAAUAAACACAACUAAAAAUUUCAUCUUAUUCUAGGUGCUAGCUACAAACAGAACAUAAAUACAUUGUAGUAAAAACGUGUUACGUGUUCAUUCUGAAGCACUUUACAAUGUCAAAAUGUUCCUUUUAAAGAGCAAGUCACCCCCAAAUCAACUUUUUUUUCUGAUAAACUAUAUAAAUGUGUGUCUAAUCAUGCUGCAGACACGUGUAGUCAAUAGUUGAGCACUUAAUGCGUUCUAGUUAAAAUUUUUAUUUUCUGCCUAAAACUGUCAGUGUUGUGCCAUUGUCAGGUAAAAACUCUGCAUGCCAUCGCUAUUGGCUAAGAGGUGCCCUAGAACGUUAGCUGGUACCAUAUGAUAUCACAAUGUCAUUGUGAGCCUGUGUGUGUGUAUUUGUUAGUGGCUCCGCCCUCUCGGUCUGAUAGGCAAAAGCAUUUGUUGCAUUUUUCAAACAGGAAGUGGGAGUUGAGUAAGAAUCUGGUAGGGGAUGACUUGCUGAAUAAAGGUUUCAGUGCUAUUAAUGAAAAACUAAACAGGGAGACCUAAAGUGUUUCAAGGAAUUUCUCGCAACUGUUUGAUGGUGUUGGUGCAAUAAAAAGAGGCAGAUAUGCUGCUGUUUUUUACGUACAUCUAAAUAAAUCAUGUUUUGAAAUACGUUGAACUAUAAAAAUAGUUUUUUCUACAGUGAUUACAUUAAGAUCAACUUUUGUUUAAUAUAUUCCUCAUACUGAAAUGCUCCAAGCAAUCUGUAUUUUGUUUGUCAUCUGGUAGGAUUAAUGACUAGUGUAAGUGUGCUUUUUUUCAUUAAUGUAAAAUGUGUAUUCCACAUGAACUUAUAAAUAUUCCUGGUUUUUA